GUUUCCGAGGCGCACCUGAAGGCAGCGCAGUGUUGUGAAUGAUGUGAUGCAGCGGCGGCGAAUCGUGGUCCACACACGUGUCGAGUCAAUCUGAGGAUAGAUGGGUCUGUGAAAAAAAUCUAAAAGCGUUACUGUCAGGAUCCAUAUCUCGUCUGUGGGGGGGUUCAAAGUUCUUGUGAACUGUCGUCGAUUUGUUCCCGAAGAAGGAGCAGCAGCAGCUCUGGUUGAAGAAUAUUUCGUCUUAUCUGCAGAUACCAGAGCACAAUGAUGAAGUACAUCCUGGUAACCGGAGGAGUCAUCUCCGGGAUCGGCAAAGGCAUCAUCGCCAGCAGCGUGGGCACAAUCCUGAAGUCGUGCGGCCUGCAUGUCACCGCCAUCAAGAUCGACCCGUACAUCAACAUCGACGCCGGCACGUUUUCGCCCUAUGAGCAUGGUGAAGUGUUCGUGCUGGACGACGGCGGCGAGGUGGACUUGGAUCUGGGGAAUUAUGAGCGUUUCCUCGACAUCCGGCUGACUCGAGACAACAACUUGACCACCGGCAAGAUCUACCAGUCGGUCAUCAACAAAGAGAGGAGGGGAGACUACCUUGGCAAGACUGUGCAGGUGGUACCACACAUCACAGACGCCAUCCAGGAAUGGGUUAUGAAACAGGCCAAAGUACCCGUCGAGGACGACGACGUAGAACCUCAAGUUUGUGUGAUAGAGUUAGGAGGCACUGUCGGAGACAUCGAGAGCAUGCCUUUCAUCGAGGCCUUCAGACAGUUCCAGUUUAAAGUGAAGAGGGAGAACUUCUGUAAUAUUCACGUCAGUCUGAUACCACAGCCCAGCGCAACAGGAGAGCAAAAGACCAAACCAACCCAGAACAGCGUCAGAGAGCUGAGAGGACUGGGUCUGUCCCCUGACCUGAUCAUGUGUCGCUGCUCCACCGCUCUGGAGAACUCCGUCAAAGAAAAGAUCUCGAUGUUCUGUCAUGUAGAACCCGAGCAGGUCAUCUGCGUCCACGACGUGUCGUCCAUCUACAGAGUACCGCUACUGCUAGAGAAUCAGGGCGUGGUGGGCUACCUGAGCAGGAGACUGAAUAUGCCCAUUGAGGCCAGACCCAGAAAAAUGCUGACUAAAUGGAAGGAGAUGUCUGACAGGUCAGACAGACUCUUGGAGCACUGCUCGAUAGCACUGGUUGGAAAGUACACCAAGUUUUCUGACUCCUAUGCUUCUGUCAUCAAAGCGCUGGAGCACUCCGCCCUGGCCAUCAGCCAUAAAUUGGAGGUUAAGUAUAUCGACUCUGCGUUUUUGGAGCCGAGCACUCUGCAGGAGGAGCCAGUGAAAUACCACGAGGCAUGGCAGAAACUCUGCAGUGCUGAUGGCAUCCUGGUUCCUGGAGGUUUUGGUGUCAGAGGAACUGAAGGAAAGAUUCACGCCAUCAACUGGGCCAGAAUGCAGAAAAAACCUUUUCUAGGUGUGUGUCUUGGAAUGCAGUUGGCUGUGUGUGAGUUUGCCAGGAACACACUCGGAUGGACAGACGCCAACUCGACUGAAUUUGACCCAGAAUCAAAGCAUCCCGUGGUGAUCGACAUGCCAGAACAUAACCCGGGGCAGAUGGGUGGAACCAUGAGGCUAGGGAAGAGACGGACCAUUUUCAAGAGCAACAACAGUGUAUUGCGCAAACUUUAUGGAGAUGCAGAGUAUGUGGACGAAAGGCACAGACACCGCUUUGAGGUCAAUCCUGAGCUCAAGGGUCACUUUGAAGAGAAGGGCUUCCGCUUCGUAGGUCAAGAUGUCGAAGGGGAAAGAAUGGAGGUCAUAGAGCUGGAUGAUCAUCCAUACUUCGUUGGAGUGCAGUACCACCCCGAGUUCACCUCUCGACCCAUCAAGCCAUCGCCUCCUUAUCUUGGCUUGCUGCUGGCAGCUGCCGGGAAGCUACAGAGCUACUUGCAGAAGGGAUGCCGCCUGUCGCCACGGGAUACAUACAGUGACCGGAGCGGCAGCAGCAGCCCAGACUCUGAGAUAUCAGAGUUGAAAUUACCUUCCAUCUCAAAUGAGUGACCAUGAGAGCUCAGGACUUCAUGGUGGCAUCUAUGGACUACAGCACUGAUGAGGGUUGCUGCUGACAAGCUGCAGUGAAUGAAGUGUUUGGAGCACCCGUCACCUAAAACGGUUCAACUAUUGACUUCGAUAAUGCAGCUGUAACACCACGAUCAGAUGUUUCUGUACACUAUUGUGGCCUUAUUGUAAAUAAACACUGCUACAAGUUGCAGCUUAUUCAUAACAUGUCUAACAAUGAAUGGUGGAAAAUAAAACUGGUUCAGAAGUA
Messenger RNA from Larimichthys crocea (large yellow croaker), 2311 nucleotides. It is a transcript of the gene ctps1a, whose product is annotated as CTP synthase 1a. Gene Ontology annotation, molecular function: CTP synthase activity; identical protein binding. Gene Ontology annotation, cellular component: cytoplasm; cytoophidium. The record is from RefSeq and is a predicted model, not a curated record. Gene Ontology annotation, biological process: CTP biosynthetic process; pyrimidine nucleobase biosynthetic process. The transcript is spliced from 19 exons. The coding region runs from base 265 to 2043 and encodes 592 amino acids. NCBI's taxonomy places the organism in Eukaryota, Metazoa, Chordata, Actinopteri, Sciaenidae.